Lodderomyces orthopsilosis Co 90-125 is the source of this 624-nucleotide messenger RNA. RefSeq lists its product as uncharacterized. The coding region runs from base 1 to 624 and encodes 207 amino acids. NCBI's taxonomy places the organism in Eukaryota, Fungi, Ascomycota, Pichiomycetes, Serinales, Debaryomycetaceae. The record is from RefSeq and is a predicted model, not a curated record. The transcript has a single exon. Gene Ontology annotation, molecular function: peptidyl-tRNA hydrolase activity.
AUGAGUUUGGUGCUAUUUUCAAUAGGUAACCCAGGUCCCUCCAAUCGGCACUCUACCGGCCACAUAAUGCUAAAGCUACUACUAGAAAACUACUCAUCCACCGUUAAGCAACUCGUUCCCAAAUCAACAUAUUCCAUGACCAGUAAUGCUGACAAUAGUCUCAUUUUCAUUAAAUCAAACACCUACAUGAACGAAAGCGCAAAAGCAUGGAAUAAAGUCAUUUCCAAUGAGAAAUUACCAAAUGGUUCAAUUGUCAUUAUUCUAUACGAUGAUUUUGAAAAUGAUAUUCCACUGGUUAAAUUGUCAAAGUUUAAGAAAAAUGAAAGUCACAAUGGUGUAAAGAAUUUAAUGACUGUGAUGCAGAAUGAAACCAGUUACCUAAUUUUGAAAUUGGGUAUUGGAAUAGGACCAAAGCCAGCUCAAGCAAGUAAGGCCACAAUGAGUUCGUGGGUGUUGAGUCCAUUCACACUAGAGCAGAAGCAAACAAUUAUGAGUCAGAGUUUUGACCUUUGUUUAUUCUACCUCCAGCAAAUUGCAGAAGCUGGUGGUGAAAUGGGUGAUGUGGGUAAAUUCGACGUAAGGGUAAAGAAGCAAUGGAAAAGGGAAAAGAACGGAGUUGAUUAA